Molecule: messenger RNA, 1848 nt
Organism: Magallana angulata
Lineage: Eukaryota; Metazoa; Mollusca; Bivalvia; Ostreida; Ostreidae
Exons: 7
Coding region: 201-1517 (438 amino acids)
Biological process (GO): spermatogenesis; regulation of DNA-templated transcription
Cellular component (GO): nucleus
Molecular function (GO): protein dimerization activity; DNA-binding transcription factor activity, RNA polymerase II-specific; RNA polymerase II cis-regulatory region sequence-specific DNA binding
Source: RefSeq, a predicted model, not a curated record
GACGUCAUCGUUUUCGAACAAAUUUUAACGCCCGAGAGCUCGCUCCGAGAAGUCAUGACUCUUCCCGCAUACUAAAACAGACAGGUUUUGGAUAAAACUUGCUCUCGUGUUUGAAGCGUAAGCUUUGAGAACGAGGAGAGAAAAACUUGCAUCGAGGCUCCAUCAGUCUACCGUCGGGGAGGGGUACAUCAGUGACCACAAUGUCUUUAGCGGUACAAGAGAUCAACCUAGAGGGCGUAUCCCCGGAACAAGUUCAGUAUUUGGCAAAUCUUAUUGAAGCCAGUAAGCACAAUGAUGCAGAUCUCGUUAACAAAGGUGAAAUUCCAAAACUGCAGCAGCUGGUUCUAAAUAAGUGUUUGAGCACCAUCUCAGAGGACAGCGAGAAUGGGGUGUAUGUCCAAAGUUUUCCUGAUGAAUGCACUGGCAAUAAUGCCCCCAGUUCUUAUUACAUUAUUAGUACCAACAGGGAUGAUGAAGAUCAUGAGAUGUAUCAAGGUGCUGAAAUGGAUAUACAAAGACUGCAAAGAACGUCUAAUCCUUCAUAUAACCAAGAUCCUUGCAUGGCUACUGCUGAUACCUCCUUUGGAGAGGAGAAUAUGCUGGAUAACCUAUCAAGACAAGUAGCAAUGCAGCAGCAAUACAUUUGCAAUGCAAUGAAUAUUGUGCCAAUAAGUUUAGACAACAGUGCUAGGUGCUAUGCAGAAAAUGGAAGUUACACUGUUCCUUGUCAAGAAUAUAGUAUUGAGGAACCACAGGCAUUGAAUGAUAGUUUGAAUGGAAGCUUGAUAAACAGUGGCUUUGCAGUUCCACAACAACCCAUGAACAGCUUCAACCAACCAAUCAUUCAUUUACACUCUACUCCAGAGAGCAACCCAAUCAGAAACAAAAGCAAAGGAAGCAUGCAAGGAGAAAAUAUGGAGACACCAGAAAAUCACCAUGGAAUCCUGACAUCCCAAGGCCGCUAUGUGUACACUCCUCACCCUCGUACCGGGCAGUUGCUCUAUGUGAGGACUGCUGAUGAUGGCUCCCCCCAGCUGUAUCAUCCCCUCCCUGCAGUGCCUGCCACACCUAUUCAACCAAGCCAACCUGAUACUAGUCAAUUCUCAACUCCCAAGACCUCGACAAGCAAUGCUUUAAACAGCAGCGGAGAGGAGGUACAGGAUAGCUCCACUGGUGAUCCACCCACUGACAAAUCCACCUCCACCGAUGUAUCUACCACCUCCGAAGGAUCCACCUCUAUGUUGAGCUCUUCCGCUGAUAAGAACAAGUUAUACGAUAUCUCCUUGUUCAGUAGUUGUGUUGAAGAUGGUAGAGAACAACACAACUUGAAGGAAAGACGAAGAAGAGCUAGAAUCAAAGAUGCCUGUGAUGUUCUAAGGAAACUUGUCCCUGGAAUGUCGGACAAGACAGAUAAAGCCACAGUUUUUGAAUUUGCAGCCAGAUAUGUGCACUUCCUGAAAGGAUUUGUUGGCAAUCAACACGACAAAGAUUUCCUUCUGAAGUAUAGUCCGUAUUGAGUUGCAUAGAGAAUGCCAAUGUUCUGAAUUCUGCAGGACACAAGAAAAUCCAAGGUGCCAUAUUUAGCUGAACAGUGGACAAUACAUGGAGGCAGUUUCCCCAAUUUCUAUACUGUAGUGCAGGCCACAAUUGGCCAACACAGAGAAUAUAUAUAUCAUGAAAGAUAAAAAUGAUGUAUUCAUAAAGCAUCAGUGCAAUUGCUUUAAAUGUUGAGUUUAUAUUAAAGAUGCAUGUUUUUAAAAAUUAUUUAUCGAAUAACAUCAUUCCUAUUGACAUGUAAUUCUAAGCUUUUUGUUUGAUAUACAAAAAUAAAACUUAUCCAAGCUAUGA